Molecule: messenger RNA, 1834 nt
Organism: Vollenhovia emeryi
Lineage: Eukaryota; Metazoa; Arthropoda; Insecta; Hymenoptera; Formicidae
Product: putative nuclease HARBI1
Exons: 3
Coding region: 396-1703 (435 amino acids)
Source: RefSeq, a predicted model, not a curated record
GCGUGAGGCAACGGAUCCAGCCGGGUGCCUACGGACGCGGCAGCGACAGGCAACGGACCCAGCCAGACACACGUAGAGUUAAGGCCCUUGCACAAUGCUGGCGAUAGCGAUAGGAACAGAGGUAUAACGAUAGAAUAGAAAUAGUGAUAAAAAUUAUCGCAACCCUAUGCACAAUGGCGCCACAGGAAUACUAGCUAACCAAUCAGAAAUCGUAUAGUCUACCCUUCCAUCUAUUUCAAGUAAGUGGUAUAAACAUAACGCAUAACCUGUAACUUUUACCAGAAGAUUCCCCUCUGCUUUUGCAGUGUUCAAAUUCAUCUUCGACCUUGCAAUUUUUCAACGGUUCUUUAAAUAUAUACUUUGUUUUAAGUUAAAUGUUACUUGGUUAAUUUGCGAUGGAAAAUGAAGAGUUGAUGUUAUUUAUCUGUACAAUGCAAGUAACUGUAUUAGCAUUGUACACUGCAUGGAAGGCGAAAAGGGGUAAACGUUGGAAAAACCGCCGAUGGUGGGUUCGUCCCAUAAAUACAAGACGAGAAGUGUAUGGAGACUUCGCAACUCUAUUUUCAGAGUUGAAAGAAGAUGUAGAUCUCUUCUUCCGAUACACAAGAAUGGAUGUGUCCACGUUUUAUGAAUUGCUCCGACUAGUGAGCCCAUACUUGCAAAAGAGGAGUAUGAGACCAUCGAUAAGCCCAGAACAGCGUCUUGCAAUAACAUUGAGAUAUUUGGCAACAGGAGAUCAAAUGCUGUCUACAGCUCUAGCCUACAGAGUAGGAGAGUCCACGGCUCAUAUGAUCGUCAAAGAAACAUGUUCCAUUAUAGCAAAAGUUUUAAUGCCAAUCUAUGUGAAAUCUCCAACCGAAGAAAAAUGGAAGGAGAUCUGCGCAGAUUUUUUAGCUUUGUGGAAUUUGCCAAAUUGUACCGGAGCGAUCGAUGGGAAACACAUCACCAUUCAGGCACCUCCAAACUCUGGAUCUGUAUAUUUCAAUUAUAAGAAGACAUUUAGCAUCGUGUUGAUGGCCGCUUGUGAUGCCAAAUAUCGAUUUACAUUGUUCGAUGUGGGUGCGUAUGGCAGCGAUAGCGAUGGAGGAAUUUUAUCACGAUCAGCCUUCGGAAAAGCUUUAUAUAGAGGCAUACUCAACUUACCAAGAGGAACAGCUCGUCUACCAGGAAGUGAUAAGGAGACGCCUUGCUAUUUUGUUGGCGACGAAGCCUUCCAAAUGUCGAUAAACAUGAUGCGACCUUAUCCGGGCAAGACUUUAAAUGACCAGAAAAGAAUUUUCAACUAUCGACUAUCACGAGCCAGAAGAACAAUAGAAAAUACAUUUGGUAUCCUUGCAGCUAGAUGGAGGAUACUUCGAAGACCAAUUUGCGCUGGACCAGAAGCUGCCGACAAAUUUGUAUUAGCAGCAAUAUGUUUGCACAAUUUUUUAAAAGCAAAAAAUGACGAGACAGCACCACAGCAGCAAAGAUAUUGCCCUCCUCAAUUCGUGGAUAGAGAAAUUGAAGGACAGGUAAUUGAAGGAGAAUGGCGAGGAUCAAGAAAUGACCAUUUAAGUCCUAUCGGAAAAUGUGGAGCACACAGAGCUACGAAAGAGGCUUAUUUGAUGCGGGAUACUCUCUCGUCAUACUUUAUGACAACUGCUGGCGAAAUUCCAUGGCAAUACGAAUAUAUACAUCAAGGAUUACAUCGUGAUGCGAAUUGAAAUUCUACUUUUUUCGUAUAUACAUAUAUUUUGUAUACAGAAAAGUGAAAUAUUUUGUUUAUUAAUUAUAAAAUAAAUGUGUGUAAAUGGUAUUGAAUAUUAAUGUCAUGAAUACAUGUAAUACAUAUUAA